Molecule: messenger RNA, 2580 nt
Organism: Trichoderma gamsii
Lineage: Eukaryota; Fungi; Ascomycota; Sordariomycetes; Hypocreales; Hypocreaceae
Product: cutinase transcription factor 1 beta
Exons: 5
Coding region: 1-2580 (859 amino acids)
Biological process (GO): regulation of DNA-templated transcription; DNA-templated transcription
Molecular function (GO): DNA binding; DNA-binding transcription factor activity, RNA polymerase II-specific; zinc ion binding
Source: RefSeq, a predicted model, not a curated record
AUGUCGUCACAAGGAGCCCUGGAUGAUUCUGCGGUAAAUGCAACCUCGCCGUCAAUUUCACCCUCACCAGAACCGGCCGAUCAUGCUUCCUCUACCAAUGGGCGGCCCAACGACAAAUCGAAGAAACGAGCCUCUGCCGACGACGGCUCUGAGCCUCCACACAAGGUUACAAAGCGACGUGCCGCCCGGGCCUGUGUAUCGUGCCGCGCGCGCAAAGUCCGAUGCGAUGUGGUUGAGGGGGCUCCUUGCGGAAACUGCCGCUGGGACAAUGUCGAGUGCAUUGUUCAGGAGAGCCGCCGGAGAAAAAAGAAUCUCGUUACGCCUAGCAUCGUGGGGCAGGGCCAAUCAGCCGAGGCUCAGCUGCGCAGCAAAGCACCCCCGACUAACCCGAUUGCCAUCAACAGCGCAGAUUUGCGACGAACCAGCGGUGGCUCCUCUCUCUCACCCGCAAGCCUGGACCCUUCGAGCGGUCUGCUUCCCAAUACCGGCAUCGAAGGCCAUGUGCCUCACAUGAUCUAUCAACGCUCUGCGUAUCGCAACGAGCCAAUUUUGCUCAGUAAGGGUCAACUAUCAGAUGCCAGCCGAUCUCCCUGGGCGAACUCGGCCACUUCCGUUCGCACCUCACAGUCCAUCAGCCUCCUUGGCGAUGCAGAGGCGAGUGCCCAGCUGCCUCCGUUCGUGCGGCCGUUGCCUAGCAAAAUCUCACCAGAAGAUGUUCGCUACCUGCAUGCAAAGGGUGCGCUAAGCAUCCCUUGCCUCUCGCUGCAGAAUGCGCUCCUGCGGGCUUACAUUGAGUUUGUCCAUCCCUACAUGCCUCUGAUGGACCUUGUGCCCUUUCUCAGCACCAUCAACCGCUACGAUGGUUCAGAAGGUCAGAUCAGCCUGUUUCUCUACCAUGCCGUCAUGUUCUCUGCGACGGCUUUCGUCGACAUGAGACACUUGCGCGAAGCGGGUUAUGCCACCCGUAAGGCUGCCAGAAAGGGCUUUUUCUUAAAAACGAGGCUCCUCUACGAUUUCGACUACGAAUCAGACCGCCUGGUCCUUGUCCAAGGGCUUUUGCUGAUGACGUAUUGGUAUGAGACACCCGACGACCAGAAAGAUACCUGGCAUUGGAUGGGGGUGGCGAUAUCCCUGGCUCACACCAUUGGGCUUCAUCGCAAUCCAGAUGUUACCACCAUGGCCGUGUCGACCCAGAAGCUCUGGAAGCGCAUAUGGUGGUCAUGUUUCAUGCGCGAUCGUCUCAUUGCUCUGGGCAUGAGACGCCCGACGAGAAUCAAGGAUGAGGAUUUCGAUGUGCCGAUGCUUUUGGAGAGCGACUUUGAGCUGACCGUCUUGCCGGACAGAAUCACCGUCGUUCCUCCGGAAUGCACGCUAAUGCGCGAUAUAGAGAUGCAGCGGGAGCUUGCCACCAUGUGCAUUGCCAAGGCGAAGCUCUGCAUUUGCAUUAGCCACAUGCUAAAGGCGCAGUACUCUGUUCUUAUUCGAGACAAUAUGAAGCCUGAGAACACCACAAACAGCACCAUGAUGCUGUUCCCCAAUAAGAAGCUGGACAACCUGGACAACGUCAAGAUUGUCGAUGCAGAGCUCAAGGAAUGGGUGGCGAACCUCCCCGAAUGCUGUCAGUAUCGCAUGCUGGUUCCUGCAGACACCAAGAACGGCAGGCCGACUAUUGCGGUUCAACGAACGCUGCUCCACAUGGUAUACCACACUACCAUUUCUGCUCUGCAUCGUCCUCAGUUCCUACCAUCGUCCCCCACGCAAGCACCGACUGUAUCUCGGCAGGUGCAGGAGAUGUCACGCCUCAAGGUGAAGGAUGCGGCGACACACAUUACGAGCAUGGCUACGGAGCUGCACCACCUCCGCCUGGAGAGAUAUCUACCUACCACAGGUGUGACAGUGAUACUCCCGGCCAUGAUUAUCCAUCUCUUGGAGAUGAAGAAUCCAAUGCCAGAGGCUCGCGGGCGAGCAACAAGAGGCUUCCGCCAGUGCAUGCGUGUCAUGGAGAAGCUGCGCGAGAUUUAUGCUGCUGCAGACUAUGCCACCGGGUUCCUGGAUGCCGCUCUCAGGAAGGCAGCUAUUGAUAUCAAUGCUACGGUCGAACCGUCGACUUUGGCAAUGAUGAAGGAAGUCCCACCAGAGUUUGGCACACACACGCCGCCACCUGAAAAUGCGCCGUAUAUGACGGCUUCCGAGACACUUUUCAAUCAGAAGCCCAAGCCAGUGCAGAAGCCAAUGGGGCCUCCUCCUACUGCUCAGGGGACCGAGGUGGUCAACUCUCCUCCACAUACUGAAUUUGACACUUCCCACUUGACUCCGAGUGUUAGCGGCGGCUCGGAUGAAAUCCACAUAGAAAUGGACAGCAUCCUGGACGUGGACUUUAUGCAGGGCCACGACCAAUUCGAUUGGAACGCGGUGGCUGGCACGGACUUUGAUGUAGACCAGUGGCUGCAGUUUCCUCCUGAAGGCAUUACCGCCAACGACGAGACGCUGAUGGCCUCUGCAUUCACUGGUGCUACAGGAACGGAGGAUGCGCUGGAUUGGGUCUUUAACACCGCUGUGGAUGGCACUCUUCCGGCAUAA